This is a messenger RNA of Galeopterus variegatus (Sunda flying lemur), 1343 nucleotides long. It is a transcript of the gene ACRV1, whose product is annotated as acrosomal vesicle protein 1. Lineage: Eukaryota; Metazoa; Chordata; Mammalia; Dermoptera; Cynocephalidae. The coding region runs from base 1 to 1110 and encodes 369 amino acids. The transcript has 4 exons. The record is from RefSeq and is a predicted model, not a curated record.
AUGGAGGAAUGCACACUAGGAACAAUUCUUCUCUUGUCAAGCUGCAAGUCAGCACCAACUAUGAGUGGCUUCCUGGUGACUGCUGGGGCUUCAUGGACCUCUAGGAAAGGAUUCUGCACGCAGAAUGGUCCAGUGGUCUCAGCCUGUAGCCCUAGGGGCCAAGAAGGGAUUCCUGUUGAACAAUCUUUACCCCAUUCUCUCUCACCUUCACCAUCUCUCUUCUGUUCCUUCUCCAUCCCAGGAGCAUCAGGCCAGCCUGAUGAGCCUCCCGGCUCUAUGCACCAUGAAGCUUCAGUUCAGCAAUUUUCAGGUGAGUACUCUUCACUUGGAAACCCUUCAGAUGCUGAGGCUUUAUAUGAAACUUAUUCAGGCAAGAACACUUUAAGUGAGCACGGUUCAAGUGAGCACAGUUCAAGUCAUCGUGCUAUGGUUGAGCACACUGCGGGUGAGCACACUGCAGGUGAACAGUCUUCAGAUGAAAAGCCUUCACGUGAGCAUACUUUGGCUGAACAGCCUUCAGGUGAACAGCCUUCAGCUGAAAAGCCUUCAGGUGAACAGGCUCUGGGUGAACAGGCUCCGGGUGAACAGGCUCCGGGUGAACAGGCUCCGGGUGAACAGGCUCCGGGUGAACAGGCUUCGGGUGAACAGCCUUCGGGUGAAAAGCCUUCAGCUGAACAGGCUUCAGAAGGUGAAAAGGCUUCAGGAGAACAGGCUUUGGGUGAAAAUCCUUCAGGUGAACAAACUUCAGUAGAACAGGCUUCAGGAGAAAAGUCUUCAGCAGAACAGGCUUCAGGAGAACAGCCUUCAAUGGAACAGGCUUCGGGGGAACAGCCUUCAGGUGCACCAUUUUCAAGCACAUCUUCAGGCACAAUAUUAAAUUGCCACACAUGUGCUUAUAUGAAUGAUCAGGGAAAAUGUCUUCGUGGAGAGGGAGUCUGCACCACUGAGAAUUCCCAGCAAUGCAUGUUAAAGAAGAUCUUUGAAGGUGGAAAACUCCAAUUCAUGGUUCAGGGGUGUGAGAACAUGUGCCCAUCUAUGAACCUCUUUUCCCAUGGAACCAGAAUGCAAAUUAUCUGCUGUAAAAAUCAACCUUUCUGCAACAAUGUCUAGAAACCUGUGCCCUUGCUUCUUACUCUGGCUCAGGCAGCAAAAAAUUUCCAUCACCCUACUUGGCUCAAUUUAUAUUUAGUUUCUUCCCCAGUCAACAACUAAUCCCAUCUGCCUCUGCCUGAGCAUCAGACAGCAUGCUGAAUAUCUUAUCUUUCCUCUCCUAUUCCUGUCCUGUUACCUAUUCUUCACUGUCUUUCCUGCUCCCCCUACUCUAUCUCUCAAUAGCCCUGAUU